Molecule: messenger RNA, 592 nt
Organism: Cuscuta campestris
Lineage: Eukaryota; Viridiplantae; Streptophyta; Magnoliopsida; Solanales; Convolvulaceae
Source: the annotation of a GenBank genome assembly
ACAGCUCUUUCAGCUAAUCUCCUCCUUGGAUGGAUUGAUGGUCAUGAAGCAGCCCCGGCGCCAACUAUCUCCAAAAACGAUAAAACCGUCCCUAAUCCAGAGUAUACCUCCUGGACCAUCGUUGACACACAGAUCCGCGCCUGCCUCCUAGCGGUCAUCAGCCCCUCCGUUCACAAACAUGCUCGCGGCUUCACCACACCUGCUGCCCUCUGGGAUGCUUUGGCCGCACGGUACAACUCCGUGUCCACCGCUCAUGUUUAUCAGCUUCGGGACAAACUCCACACUCUUCGUAAAGGUACCAAAACUAUGACACAAUACCUUGAUGAUGCGGCAACUAUUCUCUCGGAUCUCGAUGCCUUGAAAGAAGAGAUCCCUGAACGUGAUGUGGUGAAUGCUGUUAUUCGUGGUCUUCCCACCGAAUACUCAUCCUUUAAGCAAAACAUUCGCAUGAACAAUACCAACAUUUCAUUAAAUCAGCUUUCUGGAUGGCUGAUCUCCGAAGAAAUAAACCUGGAGAUGGAGAAUAAACUCAGCCUCACCGAGUCUACCAUCACCGAACCUCGCACAGCACUUCUCGCUACAAACGGUCGAG